Eutrema salsugineum is the source of this 1400-nucleotide messenger RNA. RefSeq names its product GDSL esterase/lipase At5g55050. The record is from RefSeq and is a predicted model, not a curated record. Gene Ontology annotation, molecular function: lipase activity. Lineage: Eukaryota; Viridiplantae; Streptophyta; Magnoliopsida; Brassicales; Brassicaceae. Gene Ontology annotation, biological process: lipid metabolic process.
AAGAGUCUCACCACAACAAAACCAAAUUAAAGAGUUCGUCGGGAAAAGAAAAAAGAACAUGCCGACGAACAACACACCUUCCCUCACCAUUUUUCUAAUCUUACUCGGUCUACUUCGGUUCGAUUCAUUUCCCGGUUUAGAAGGAGCGACCGGAAAAUUAGCUUCGAUUCCGGGAUUAUACGUGUUCGGAGACUCGUUGGUUGAUGCCGGAAACAAUAAUUACUUAGCAAUUUCAAUAUCCAAAGCUAAUUAUCCACACAACGGCGUCGAUUUUCCUAGCAAGAAAGCCACCGGAAGAUUCUGUAACGGCAAAAACGCCGCCGAUGCUAUCGCCGAGAAAUUUGGUUUACCGUUACCACCGCCGUAUCUCUCACUGAAAGGCCUAUUUAAGGAGAAAAAGAGAGAAUCCGCCGCCGUGACCGGUGUUAAUUUUGCUUCCGGCGGAGCCGGCAUCUUCAACAGUUCCGACAAGAAACAUGGACAAGCUAUUCCUUUAUCAUACCAAGUGAACCAUUUCAUGUCCAUUCAUGAAGAACUCACGAAUCAGCUUGGACCAUCAGAAGCACAAGUUCACCUCUCCAAAUCUUUCGUCGUGGUCGUAGGCAGCAACGAUCUUUUCGACUAUUUUGGAUCGUUCAAACUUCGACAAAUGACCAAUCCUCAAGAAUAUGCACAAUCAAUGGCUGAUAAACUCAAAGAGCAAUUGAAGAGAGUUCACGAUACUGGAGCACGUAGAUUCCUAAUGAUCGGGGUAGCACAGAUAGGUUGCACACCGGGAAAAAGAGUAAAGAACUCGACGAUUUAUGAAUGCGACGAAGAGGCAAACACAUGGUGUGCUUUGUACAACGAAGCUCUAGUAAAGAUGCUGCAAGAACUCAAACAAGAGUUGCAAAGCUCAAUGACUUACUCUUACUUUGACAACUUCAAGUCCGUCCAUAACAUUAUCACCAACCCUGCCCGUUACGGUUUUGAAGAAGUGACAUCAGCGUGUUGUGGAAAUGGGGAUUUAAACGCGGAGUCUCCAUGUCUUCCCUUGUCAAGGUUAUGUUCAGACAGAAGCAAAUAUCUCUUCUGGGAUCUCUACGGUCAUCCCACGGAAGCUGCGGCUCGGACCAUCGUCGAUCUUAUGUUAUCUGAUGCUGAUUCUCAAUACUCCUCUCCUUUAACUCUCACUCAAUUGGUCUCUUCUUGAGAUCCUGAGAUCUAUAUACAGCUUCGUUUUGCACCUUAACAGAAAAAACAAAUUACGGCUUCGUUAUCGAAAGAUUAGAUCAUCAAACAGAAAAAAAUGGAUUUUGGAGUCUUGAUUUGUAAUCAAGUAUAACGUAAUUCAAAAAAAGAAGAAAAUAGUAUACGUACUAAUUUGUUACCAUGCAAUGAAAUAUUUAUUUAUUAAUUUA